UCCCGGCAUGGACUCACAUCAGUAGCACAGUAACCAUCUACAUGCCACUGGUGACGGUUCUCAGGCGUCCAUACACAAGUCCGACGGGGACAUAUUCUACUCCACGAUGUAGGACUAUUUAUCGGCCUGCGCAAAAAUGUCCAACUGUAAGCCAUCUUCCUAGACUUCAUCUUGGAGCCAGCAGCAGAGUGAUAGUGGUGGUCCACACCCAUGUCACUUCCUCCCAGUCGGAAGCCCUCUGCAGGUCAGCGCAGGCGGUCAGUGGCUACUAGCAGUGGGCGCCAUUCCCAUAGCAAUGCCUCCAAUACCAACACUUACCCCACCAACACUUACCCUGGCAGGGCUAGUGAGGGCAGUCCUACAGCCCGGACAUACCCUGGCACACCCAGGUGUCAGGCGAAGCACACCACCUGCAGUGAUAACCAUGGGAUCCGUCCCCCCACACCAGAACAGUACCUCACACCCCUGCAGCAGAAGGAGGUGUGUAUCAGACACCUGCGAGCCAGGCUAAGGGAGAAUGUUGAGAUACUGCAGCACAGGGACAGUGAGAUAACUGAGAUGAGGACCCAGUUGUGUCGGAUGCAAGAGGACUGGAUAGAGGAGGAGUGUCAUCGUGUGGAGGCCCAGCUUGCUCUAAAGGAGGCGCGCAGGGAGAUCCAGCACCUACAUGAGGUUGUGGAGACAGUACGAUCAAAUCUCGGCACCCCAGAAAAAUCCCCCCACAAUCAAAAGCCAUACCUUUCACCGCAGGGACCCAGACCUGUCAAGUCCCGCUCCUGUGGUUGCUCCCCAGCCAGCACCCUGAACCGCAGCACCACCUACACCCGGCUGAGCAGUGAGGGCCUGCAUCUGGGCCUGCAUCUGGACCGCAACGGAAACGUCCCAGGGCCUGACCUGCGUGCAGCGGCACGGGCAGAAGGGGGACGGACCCACCUGCUCCUGGAAGCAGCCCUUCUGUCAGAACAAAACCCAGCCGGCUCGGCCCGUGGCCCCUUCUCCUCCACCAUGCCACACUCCUCCGCCUACGAGAGACUGUACAGCGGGGGGGCUGUCCUGCCUGUCUCCCACUCCUGCCAUUCCCUAGGUAACAGCUGCAGGUGCAGCGGACACACCUACAUCCCGCAUCACCACCUCUUCCUGCACCUCCCUCAGGAGGAGCCCCCGGCUGCAAUGGCAGCGGCUGCUGCUGCUGCCCCCGUGACAGAUGUGAAACCGGAGGUCCGAUCCCAGGCCUGCAGCCCCACCAUGACCUGGGUCUCAGAGGAAGGAGGGGGAGAAGAGCUAAGCAUCAUCUCCCUGGCAACAACCGACAUCACCCCAGCCUACUCUGAACAACAACCGUUCCCUACCUUCUUGUCAACCUCCCCUCCUCCCCAGCUCUCCUACAACCUAGAACCACUGCCUCCAGAUGGCCCAGUGGAGAUGACAAUAAUGCCAACAGUGGCCCAAACCUGCCAGCCCAAGCCUGUGUCAUUGUAUUCACCAGAGAGGCAAGGGAGCGUGACAGUGGUGGAGAAGGAGGAGGCUGUUGAAGUUGAAAUCGUUGUGGAAGGGGAAGAGGGGGAGGAGGGGGCUCCCCAGCGGAACUUCUGGAGCCGAUACUUCCUGGUGGACCUGUUGGCGGUGGCCAUGCCGGUAGUGCCAACAGUGGCCUGGCUGUGCCAUGGGGCCCCGCGGGAGGUCAUGCCUGUCUACCACAUUGGCUCUCUGCUACGGGGUUGCUGCGCUGUGGCCCUUCACUCUCUGCGACGCAGGGGAUGUGGCCGGGGCCAUGACCCCACAAGCAUGAAUGGGGCGAACAAUAUCUGACAACUUUACUCUUUAGUCCCCUGACUCCCCUCACAGCAACCAUGCAACCCCAACCUCUUACGAGCCACAGCCACAAAGGCAAUUAUACAGACUUUGAUUUGGACUUAAACUCCUAUUGCUUUUUAUUCUCCACCCACCACGUCUGAUUUGAGGAUGAACUUGAGAUUUACAUGAUCCGAUUGUAUUGCAGUUGACCUUUGUGAAUUUUGUUUAUUGGUUACAGCAGACAGGAAUUAGGCUAAUUGUAUAGUUCAAGCCUGUUUCUGUUAGAUUUGUAAUCAUGCCUUGCUAUCAAAGAAAAUCUAAUGCAAUAGUGAUUUGAUGGGGAAUGCAUGAGCCUGCUUAAAUUGACUUUUUGACACUAGUCUACAGUGUCUCCCGUAACUGUACAUUGCAUGUAACCCUGAGAAAUGUUCAGCCUUUUGCCAUUACCUCACUUUAAACAGACUUGCUACAUUUGAACCUUGAAGACUUUGAUGUAUGCUUCAUGAAUCUUCUAGUGUUGUCUUUGAAAUUGGGGUGAAUAUGGUUCAUCUUGUUAGAAACAUCAGCAACAUUUUAUUUUAGUUUCUAGAGCUAAGUGAAUGAGGGAUCUGAGUAGGAGUUCUAGUUGAAUGUCUUUGAAAACUUUAUUUUCUCAAGAAAAUAGAUAGAAAGAUACACGUGUUUGCACAACGACCAAGAGAUAGAGAAUCUAUUACAUUUCAGGGAUCCAAAGUUUAUCUUCUGGUUUCAUUCAUUUUAUUUAUAGUCCAAGGAUAAGAUAAACAUUCUGAAUAAGACUAGCACUGUCAUUAUCSAUGCAAAUGCUGAAUGCCAGUGCAAGUCAUAAAAAAUGCCAACUAGGUAUUUAUUGUUGUUAAGGCACAUAUACCAUUUACUAAAUUUCGCAAUUUACAAUUAAGAAUAUGAUCAAUAGUUAGCCUAGAUAUUUGUUUCAAACAUUGCACUUUUUUUCCCACCUUUGGGACUAUACUGUACUACUUGAAGUUUGUAGUGGCUUUGCAUGUCAUCAAACAUUAACCAUGCCAGUCUUCUUUAGAGCCACAUCGUGCCGCUAAUGCUACAUUGACGACAAUUAUUCAAAUUCAGUGGUCAAAAUCAAUGAGGAAAAAGCAAUGAUGAAAUGUCUUUACUUGGGUUGAUAAAUUGCACAAAAAGCUGUAGAAUGCAAAGUGUAAAUAGGUCUGGGUGUAUUUCCUCUUCCGUUUGAAAAUAAACUGAAAGUUGCCUUUGUGUGUCAUCUAUUGAAGUGUGCUCUGAGAGAAUUAAGGACGCAUUAGAGACGCCUGGGAAUCAAUAUGAAAUAAAAAUAAAUUCAAAGUCUCUUUUUGAAGUUGAUAGAACAUCCUGUCAAAAGCUCUAAGGGAUGAGGAACAAUUGUUUUCAACCAAUGGGGUGAGAGUUGACUCACUGUGUUUGGGGAAAUUUAAUUUUACAGAUGCAUAGCUUGCUGAACAAGUUCCUUCAAAUCURGUUUUAGCACUUUACUAAUCCUCCUCUGAAAACAAAAUCAUGCAACUUCACAAAUCUUAUGGUACAAUUAUGGAAUAGUACUGUGAAUGAUAUUUGGCCCAAAACAAAGGGUCUCUUUUGCAUUCCCUUGUGAUUACUAAUGGUGUUCAAACAUGCCCUCAGCACUUCUCAGAGCAACACUAGAAAUAAUUGGUAUACAGUUGUCAGAUACUGUGCAGCGUUAAAUCAAUGAUACAAGGAAAAUUGGAGAAAUCAGACCAAACUAUCCUAGUUUAGAGAACAAGGUCAAGCCUACUGGGGAAUAAAGGGUGAUAAUUUUAUAGAAACAUACCAUMUAAAAAUUCACCCAUUUUGUUGCUUGAGGAUAACUACACCUGCCAGCAUGUGAGUUCUGCACUAUAAUAAUGACCAUCUUUAAUUACACAUGUAAUAUUUGGCCUUACCAAGUGUGUGCCACGCUUGUUUGUCUAUUCAGUGUUUAAUACAGAAAGGUAACGCUACUGGGGAAAAUAUAUAUUAACCAAAUCUUUAAA
Salvelinus sp. IW2-2015 is the source of this 3818-nucleotide messenger RNA. Its product is annotated as syntaphilin-like. Gene Ontology annotation, biological process: neuron differentiation. Lineage: Eukaryota; Metazoa; Chordata; Actinopteri; Salmoniformes; Salmonidae. Gene Ontology annotation, cellular component: mitochondrion; cytoplasmic microtubule. The record is from RefSeq and is a predicted model, not a curated record.